This is a messenger RNA of Colletes gigas, 5321 nucleotides long. It is a transcript of the gene Fancm, whose product is annotated as ATP-dependent DNA helicase MPH1. The transcript has 13 exons. The record is from RefSeq and is a predicted model, not a curated record. NCBI's taxonomy places the organism in Eukaryota, Metazoa, Arthropoda, Insecta, Hymenoptera, Colletidae. Gene Ontology annotation, biological process: replication fork reversal; double-strand break repair via synthesis-dependent strand annealing; interstrand cross-link repair. Gene Ontology annotation, molecular function: four-way junction helicase activity; ATP binding; four-way junction DNA binding. Bases 520 to 4701 code for a protein of 1393 amino acids.
CGAUAACGCGGACGUAAUUUUUAACGGGACUUGUGUAAUUAGUUUGGAAAUUUCCGCGUUUACGCAUGAACUAGGAAAAUACUUUGGUGAUAUAAAAAUGGCCGAUUCCCUAGCGGGGAAGUUAGUAUCCAUCGAACGUCAACAGAUCAACUUGUGUGAGAGGUUCUGAUAAUUUAAAUUCGAAUAGAAUUUAUACGCAGUAUACGUGCUUUAAAUAUUUGUACAUUUUCUAAUAAAACUUUUAUGUAGUGUUAUCUUGACAUUAUCCAGCGUGUGAUACUUAUAAAAGAUUCUUGUAAAUAUAAAAUUGUAUAUAUGUAAAUAUCGAAGUAAGCUAAAAUUGUGAAUACCCAUCCGUCUGUUUACAUAUAAAUCGGCUGACAAGAUAAACGUCUGCUUUUAAAUGAAAACAGUUUAAAUUAAAUUCUAUUUUUUAUUAAAAUGUAUUCGAACGUAUUAAAUUUGUAUAAUACCCGAGUGUCCUAUAACUCGCGAUCAAUUUGAAGAACAACUGAUCAAAUGGAAAUAUCACAGAAUCCUCAAAUUUCUACCGAUCCAGAAACAAAAGGAUUCGAUUUAUCUGCUGGGAAAACAUGGAUUUAUCCAGAAAAUUAUCCCAUCAGGGAUUAUCAGUUCAGUAUAGUUCAAGCUUCUUUGUACAUGAACACCUUAGUUUGUUUACCCACUGGAUUGGGAAAGACAUUCAUUGCCGCAGUUGUAAUGUAUAAUUUUUGGAGAUGGUAUCCGUGCGGGAAAGUUGUGUUUUUGGCACCCACUAAACCUUUAGUUGCUCAACAGAUUUUUGCUUGUCACAAUAUAAUGGGUAUACCUAGUGCAGAAACUAUAGAACUUACAGGAGCUAUCCAUCAAAAGCAACGUGAAGUAGCUUGGUCGAAAAAGAGGGUAGUGUUUGCUACUCCUCAAGUUUUUCACAAUGAUCUUGAGAAAAACAUCAUACCUGCUGAUUUAGUAAAGUGUGUAGUAGUAGAUGAAGCUCAUAAAGCUUUAGGAAAGCAUUCCUAUUGUGAGUGCAUUCGAAUAUUAAGUGAAAAGAAUCAAUAUUUCAGAGUACUAGGCCUUUCUGCUACACCAGGAAAUAAAAUUGAUAAUGUUCAUGAGGUUUUGCAAAAUUUACACAUUGCUCAUAUGGAGUUAAGAGAUGAAACUUCCCCUGAUAUUGUACCAUACAUCAAUCAAAGAAAAGUCGAUAUAAUUUUGGUACCACUUAACAAAGAACUAGCCGAAUACAAAGAGAGAUAUAUCUACAUUAUGGAUCGUCAUGUUAAAGUACUAAUUCAGAAUAACGUUCUUCGCGGACAAACGGCAAAUAUAUCGAAAGGAAGGAUAUUUCAUUUACUAAAAGACUUCCAAAAAAAAAAAAAUACAUCAGGAAAUGCUGGCACUGUCAUGAAAACGUUGAACAUUUUAAUAACGAUGUAUCACGCUUACGAGCUUAUGGUUAGAGAUGGUCUUCGAGCGUUUCAUAAAUUCUAUCAAACUCAUUCUGAUAAGUUUUGGAUCAAUGACGAAACACAACUGUUAGAAUUACUGGAAGAUAUCCAAAUGUAUCUCGGUCCGUUUCCAGACAUAAAGUCUUUAGGCGAUCAGUUUAAAGCGGAUAUUCCGCAAGAUCUUGUAUUCGGGCACACGAAAUUUGAAAAAUUGAAAGAACUACUUUUACGUCACUUUAAAAACCAUCAAGAUAAAGAGAACGAAACAAGAGCCAUUGUUUUCGUCGAGUACAGGGACAUUGUAAGCGAGGUUUACGUUUUACUUUUGCAAUGCCAACCGUUGAUAAGACCGCAGAUGUUCGUCGGCCAAGCUAGACAGAAACAAAAGCAGCAAAUAAAAGCUUUAAACGAUUUUAGAAGUAAUGUUGUUAACGUUCUUAUAUCCACGAGUAUAGGAGAGGAAGGAUUGGAUGUCGGAGAAGUAGACUUGAUAAUAUGUUUCGACAUAUCUCAACAUUCUCCUACGCGACUUGUACAAAGAAUGGGAAGAACAGGUCGGAGACGUGACGGACAUAUUAUUAUUCUUGUUACAGAUGGAAGAGAGCACGAGACGUUAAAAUCCACAAUAGCUAGAAGAGAUUCUCUGAACAAUGCGUUGAUUAAUAAGAGUAAAAUUUGUUCUUCCCUUUAUGAAAAUAACUCGCGUAUGAUUCCUAAUGAAUUUACUCCGGUGUGUUUGAAAAUGUAUAUCAGCGUACAACCAAAAACACCGGUUACGAAGGGCAGGCAGAAAAAGGAGACAUUGAAUAAAAAGACUGAUAUGCGUAAAAAUACAUUGAAGAAGGUUGCUGGCAUAGAGUCAAAAGUGCCAGCACAGAAGGAUGGAACUCAAUUUUCAAUCAUGAAAUUCGUUAGAAAUGAAAAGCAAGAGUUUGCCGUUUCCGGUAUAUCGAAUCCUGACAAAACUCAAAGUAAUAAUGUGCAUCGAGUAAUAAAGCCAUCCGACGUACAGAUUCUAUCAUCCGACAGCAACGCAAUCGAUUUUCUCACGGCGUGCGCUUUAAAGAACUCUGAGAGGGAAGCGAACGUAAAGGAACGUAGCGUUAAUAAAUUUUAUUUGCCUCAAUGUUCUCCGAUCAAAAACUUUUUUAAUUUUUCUAUACCCGAUGUUAAAAUCCUUGAUUGUUUGAUCACGUUGAGCGAUAUUCCAGCAAAACGUUCUAACGAAAAAAUCGAUUUGAACGACAACAAUCAUAGCGCGAAUGAUAACGAUGGGAACAAUUCAUGCAUCAAUAAUGAUGGAUGUGUAAUAAUUGACACGUUCCAGGAAAACGAUCACACGAAUGCCGCGGAGAAAUCAAAAUUUGAGUAUUUGCUCGACGAAUCUAGCAAAUCGAAUGACAGCGACACGGCGGAUGAUAUUAAAGAAGUGGUGAUCGAAAAUAGUAAGACUUCCUCGCAGUAUUCGCGCGCCAAUGUUUCAAAAGAAACAAUGGAAAAUACAAACGUCGCGCAAGAUUUGGAUUCUAGUAGAUUCGAGGAUCUUUUGAACGAAACAUCCGAUGAGCUUGAGAGUGAUGCUUGUGUCGAAAAUACCAAACAAAUACCAAUUGAAAAUAUCGGUUCUCGCAACGAUACAAAUAUUGAAACGUUUACUAACGCUCCAAACGUAGACGAUAAUAUAGAGAUGUACAGUAUGUGUUUGCAGGAGGCUGAUUUUGCUCUACCUGAUACCAUCGAAGACUACAAGGAGAAAAAUAAAAGCGACAUUAUGUCCAACACUUGCAAGACCAAGGAUCAGAGUUUACUUAGUAUCACUCAAGCGAUUAUCGAGAUAGGACGCAUAAAAUCAAAUUUGAAUGCUACAAACACGGUCGAUGAAUCUGAAGACGAUAUGUUCGAAGACGAAAACUUUUUUACGGAGAUCGAUGACGCGACGAAUCUUGAUCAAAGUGUUGAAUGUUUGAUCGAAAGUAAGGUGUCCAACGAUAAGGAGCAUACGGAUACGUCGGUGGAAUUUAACGAUAAAAAGAGCACGAAUGGCGCGGAAUUUAAGUUCGAGGAUAUUCUUCAAGACGAAAACUUUUCUACGCAGAUCGAUGACGCGACGAAUCUUGAUCAAAGUGUUGAAUGUUUGAUCGAAAAUAAGGUGUCCAACGAUAAGAAGGUUAUGAAUGCAUCGCCUGAAUCAAACGAUAAAAAGAGUGCGAUCGGUGCGGAAAUUAAGAUCGAUGACUACGAAUGGGACGACGAUUUCGAAGUGGUUAUCGAUCCUGAUGAAAAUCACGAUAAGUUUGAUCCGUCCAGAAAAAAGUGCAACGAAUUUAAAAAAAGCAGUAACGAAGUUCAGGAGCGAUUUUCGGAUAGCGACGAGUGGUUCUCGGUUGAAAAAUCGUACAGCGUUGCAAAGAAAAAUGCACCGAGAACGAGUAUAGCGAAGAAGUUGGCGAACAUGAAAAAAUGUCGGAAUUCGAAACGCGACUGUUCUAAACAAUUAAUCGAAGAUGAAAUUAUAUUCGAGAAUGAUCCGUUUGUUAGUAAAAAAGAGGAGAGCGACGAAUUGGGGACCAGUCGCCUCGUCGACGAUCGAGAAGAUCGCGUCAACGUGAAAGAAGAUCUACGAACGAAAUUGGAACGCUUUAAGGUGCCGUGUAGUGUAAAAAAUCGUAAUCGUACUCGCAGGCCGAGGAAAGUAAGAAACGUAUUCAUAGACGACGAGGCAAAAGUGUCGUCGAACGACGAAUACUCGUCGGACGAAAGUUCUGGGCAAGAUGAGGAUUUGGAUAAUUUUGUCAGCUACACGCAGAACGUGCACGAUACCUCCGACAUGCACGCGUUAUAUUUACAAACCGUUAGAAGCCCGGUCAAAAAAUGCAACGGUUUCGUUUUCAAACCAGCAGUUACUUUGGAUCCAGAAAUAGACAUUUAUUCGCAGCCCCUCACACAAGGAAACGAUACCUAUCUCGAUGAUUCUUUCUGCGUGGCGGGAGGGGACGAGGACGAAAGGGAAUCUUCUUCAGCGGCGGAAUUAACCGUAUUAGAAAAGGCUGAGUUGGAGCUGAAAAAUCGAAAAAGGAAACGCGUUCGUGGCGAGGAAUUUGAGAACAACGCGGAAAAAAGAUUGAAAAAGAAUAAGAGAAAAAUUAUAAUUGUGUACAGUGCAAGCAGCGAGGACGAAAUCGAAAUAUUACGCGAGCAACUUAAAAACGAAUCGUUGUUGCUGGCACAAUCAAGUAGGAAAAAUGUAUAGCUUUGGAAAUAUUCUUUGAAUCGUAUUGUAUUUUGUUGAAUUUAUAUUGUUUUAUUUUUAUAUUGCUGCGCAAUUGACGAUAGUUGUUUCAUAACAUGUUAGAAAUAAUUGACUGAUUAUAGCGAUGACUACGCGUAGCGAAGUACGAUUUCCCUGAUUGAAGCAUGUCCGGCAUAAUUCGUUGAAAAAUUUAUUUAGGUUUUUAAAAUACGUACGCAAUAUUCUACAGGCUUAGAAUAGAAAUACGAUUAUAUUAAUAACUGAUAAUGAACUGGCAUCUUCAAGUACAUUGUUUAUGAAAUAUCGCAGAAAUCAGUUAAUUAUUUUUGGCAUGUUACAAAUGAAUUUUCAUACGCCUUGUCCUCGGUACACGACAAGGGAACAAAACUACCUAAGUUGUAAGAAACGUUCCUUUUCACGAAAAUUCUAUUCAAAGCAGAAAUGGUCGUCGAGAAAACUUAGCGAGAAAAUUUCUUCUACCUGUCCAAGCAUUCGUGAGUUAUUCUUGGGAGAAGCAUUUGCAAAUUCUUUGCGAAGGAGAAUGAGGUUUAGGUACUGUAACUCGAAGAAUACAGUGCUUAUAUUUCACGGUCCCUUCAGGUAUACAGUUGAAACUUAAA